Mytilus trossulus (common blue mussel) is the source of this 499-nucleotide messenger RNA. RefSeq lists its product as uncharacterized. The transcript has 5 exons. NCBI's taxonomy places the organism in Eukaryota, Metazoa, Mollusca, Bivalvia, Mytilida, Mytilidae. The record is from RefSeq and is a predicted model, not a curated record. Bases 44 to 499 code for a protein of 151 amino acids.
CAACACAGUAACGUAUUAAAUUGAAUCAUUAAAAGCGUCAACGAUGAAGUCAGUAAUUCUCACCAUAACCGUUCUUUUGGGAUUGUUAUUUGUUCCAGUCAUUGAAAUGAAAAGCAAAAGAUGUCACAAGAGACCAACUGUUGUUGAAUGUCCAGACCCAUUACCCUGUGGCAAGAACUCGAACAUGACUGUUUCCACGAAGGAUAAAUUUGUUGGUGACACGGGAAUAUUGAACUGUUCAGCUGGUUCUUUAUUUGGGAAUGCCAGUAUAACUUGUUUAGAGUCUGGCCAAUGGAGUCCGAUAAGAGCUAUAUGUGUUCCAGAUGAUCUUUUUACUUCUGUACAUGAUUUCAGGGGUUCGAAAUACACAUUUGUUUUUACUAGAAAGACUAUUGUAGAGGCAAAGGAGUAUUGCCUUUCUAUGUGUGGGACUCUGGUGGAAAUUAACAACAAAGAAGAAAACCAGUUCAUUUAUUCAGUUCUUCAAAAACGUGGUUAG